Tripterygium wilfordii is the source of this 864-nucleotide messenger RNA. RefSeq names its product bZIP transcription factor 18-like. Bases 1 to 864 code for a protein of 287 amino acids. The transcript has 5 exons. Gene Ontology annotation, biological process: positive regulation of DNA-templated transcription. Gene Ontology annotation, molecular function: DNA-binding transcription factor activity; DNA binding. Lineage: Eukaryota; Viridiplantae; Streptophyta; Magnoliopsida; Celastrales; Celastraceae. The record is from RefSeq and is a predicted model, not a curated record. Gene Ontology annotation, cellular component: nucleus.
AUGGCAGAUCAAUUGAACAAGAAGAGUGACCACCAACUGCGCAUGCCUGAACCCUGGACGUCCAAAACGACAUCAUCAAAUGGUCUUUCGUUGCCUCCUCUGGGUCCACCUCCACCUCCACCUCCACCUCCACCUUCAUUUCAGAUUUGGAAGAAAAUCUACGGAGGGGAAGGCGGUAGUGGAUCGAAAUCUCCUGUUUCACAGUCACCGUUAGAUGGGCUAUCAAUCUUUAAGACCGAAGAUCAAGAGGCGUUCGAAAAGAAUAUGACGGAGAUGGAAGCCCGUUAUAUGGCAAUGCAAGGCGACGCGAUACAGGGUAUUGAAAUCCGUAAGGGACGUGAACCCAACCUUAACGUGGAUCCGGAAAGGAUUAAACGGGUUUUUGCGAACCGAAUUUCUGCUCAGAAAUCAAGGAUGAGAAAGUUACAAUAUAUGACUUAUAUGGAAAAUAGGGUCAAGGAUUUGCAGACUAUGAUAACAAAAUUAUCUCCUCAAAUUAUGUCGCUAACUAAGCAAAAGGAGAAACUCCAGCUGGAGAAACAGUUCAUGAGUCAGCAGCUGAAUGCACAAAAUGAGACUAAGAAACUCAAAGAAGCUGAGAUUGCACUCAACAGAGCAGAAGUGAAGAGGCUGAGGGAACUUCAUUUUAAUCAACAACAGACGCAAGCACUGCAAUUAGCAAGUCUGAACAUGAUUCAAUCAGUUGGGCAGCAACAUUUUGGUUAUCUUAACUCAAACCAAGGAAACCAACUUGCUCCACAGCAAAUGCCAAAUCCAUAUGUCCAGCAGCAGGGGAAUAAUAACAUGGAAGAGAUGAUGAAUGGGGAUUCAUUCAGCUCAAUUGGUAGCAGGAACUUCAUCUGA